AGUUGGAUUGAAAGGUUAACGAUACUGUUACCAUGAAUAUUCAUCACCAGGAAGUUGUAAUUGAUCCGCCAGAUGAAGAUGGAGGCCAUCGCAUUUCAUGUGGACGGAAACGGCGGAGUCGUAAGAAUCGUAAACGUUGGAAUCAAAAACGAGGAGAAAAUGAGGAAACAUCGUCUUCUUUCAUAAAUGCAAUUCAUUGUAUUGUUGCAUUUGCGAGUUGGUUUGGAAGAAAAAUGAGAAAAGUCAAUAAUGCUAUGGACUGUCUUCAUUGUUCCGAUACCAAUGAUUAUACCUCACAAGAAAAUUGUGACACUUCGUACAGAGCGCAGAAUUUCGAAAAACGGACACGUCAGUCCGGAAAAUGUAAGAUUAAAAAAGUUACAAACAACAAGACAAAAUUAACGGGAUUGAAUUCAAAGAUGAAGAUAUUUACCAAAUGCUUUUCAAAGACUCAGAAUGGCAUGAAGUCAAACAGGAAUAAAAUGGACGACAAUUUUGAUGAUCUUGGAGAAAUAAGGUCACAAUCUCAUCGAUCAGAAAAUAUAGCGCUGGAUUCGUUUUACGAGAAGGAUGAAGAUAUGCAAUGGGAAAUUUCUUCGAUAUCAACGGAUUAUUCUUUGACUUAUGUAUCGUCUUUGUCUAUGGAUAGCACCAUGAGUGAAAUAUCUUCGCUAUCUUCGAGUAUCGACGAUUUUGAUUGCGUAUCAAACAGACAUGCAAAGCAGCAGUUUGAGAUGCAGAAACAGGAAGAAGAGGAGAGAUUUGAAAAACCAAAUCUUUGGAAAGAUCUAAAGAUCGAACAAGAAUUGAGAGAUGUUGCUCAGGAAAUUACAUUGGCGGCAAUGUUUGGGGCAGUUGCCCAAAUUAAACUGGAGACUCUAAAGGUGAGCUCCGAUAUACUUGAAAUUGAAUUACAACCUGCAAAGAUGGAUCAAGAUCAUUGCAGGGGCGAUGGAGCAACGUUUCCUAAUAACAGUUGAUGAUGAUUACAACAUCUCUUGCUAGUGUUCGUUCAAUGGAAUAUUUUUUAUAUUUGACAUAUAUUCUUUCUUGCAUUUCAUGUCCACACGUUUUAAAAUAUAUUUAUAU
Styela clava is the source of this 1089-nucleotide messenger RNA. The record is from RefSeq and is a predicted model, not a curated record. Lineage: Eukaryota; Metazoa; Chordata; Ascidiacea; Stolidobranchia; Styelidae.